AUGCUGAGCCCAGCCCCAUUACCGGCGAGGGCGGCCUCAGGGAGGAGUACAGCCCGGGAGCUCGGUUUCGACCCCGCCAAGAUCAAGCCCAAGAACCCGGUGCGCCCAAAGAAGAUGCAGACCAAGGAGCUUAACAACGGGCGCCUCGCCAUGAUCGGCAUCGCCGGCAUGUUGGUGCAGGAGCUGGUUAACGGGCAGGACAUCCUCGGCUAAACGGAAUGGGAGGAACGGGGUCGCUUUUGCGGCCAAGCCUGACCGUAAAUCGAUCUGUGCAUAGAAGGGAGACGACCCAACAAGCGAACUGCUGCUUUGCAUACAUAUACGUGUUCGUUCCUUGAGAGAACGAAUUGAUGGGUGUUAGCACUGCACUGGUAAUAGAACAAGGAAAGAACGGACACACGUGUGUGUGUCUGUUGGAUGUAUUUUAUCUUUUCAGUACAUGGUGACCCUCCACGUGUAACGAACCCUGAAUAGAUUUCGGCUGGUUCUUUUGGCUGGCGUGGCGAUUCCAUGCGUUCAUUUGGUGCAUACCGUUGGUCAAAGAAGGGACAUGAUGUGUCCUGGAAACACACGUGUAGUUAGAAACGUUACUUACUCGUGCAGUCCUUGUUGAAUGGCAUAUCCUAGGUUUUCAGAGUAAAAGAAAGGGGCCCAGAAGGUGGAGGGGUCGUGUAAUCUGACCGGAUGCAUUUUGAUCGUGUGUUAGCAGACGUGCAAGAUUGUCAUACACCCGCUCUGCCCUCUUUGUGGAAGACUACAGUAUAGUAUUGAGCCUAAUUUAGAAUGGAGUGUAGCCAAUAGUUCGCACGUGGUUCCUGCGGCGCGCUUUCUCCGACAGCGACUAGACUUGUGACGGAGACACACACACAACUCCGUAGACUGAUUCAAGUGGUAGUGUCGCGCCCGUGGGAAAGAUAUGAUGAGUGGUGACUGUCGGUGUGGGCACGGUAUGUAAAGUGUAGAGGUUUAGGGUCUGUCGGGUGACUUUUCCCCGGAAGAAGCCAAUUUUGC
This is a messenger RNA of Ectocarpus siliculosus, 1011 nucleotides long. Lineage: Eukaryota; Phaeophyceae; Ectocarpales; Ectocarpaceae. The record is from the annotation of a GenBank genome assembly.